AUGAGCGACAUAUAUCAGCAACAACAGGACCAGGAACAACAACCACAGACAGACCUCCCGCCACCGGCUGCUGUUGGGUCUGAUCCGCUGCCGUCCAUCGACGAGGAGGGGCUAGCCCCAGCUUCCCCCCGCCCUGCCGCCGUUGAGAGUAUCAUAUCACAAGUCGCAAAAUGGGUCGACACAACCUCGGGCCUACAUCUCAAGGAAAACCACCAGUUCUGGGUCAAAGACUCCAACAUAGCAGAGAAUCUCUUCACCAUCCACCGCAGCACCAAACACCUGCUAGAUUUCACCAGCUCCAUAAUAGGCAACCAUGAGUCCUUUAUGGGCCAGCGCCCCGUUCCAGUAAUGAGCGACGGGGACAUACUCUUUAUGACGCAGCUUUCCAGUGACAUCUCCCGGGGCGUCGGAAGCAUCUCCGCCAUCAGGCACCACGGCCUGCGGGCGGCGAGGAAGCGCAAGACCCGGCCCGACAGCAGCCACCGCGACGACACCUACAAGCGCCUUCACUCCGGCUCGAGAUCCUUACAUCACCACCACUCACGGCACCACCACGAUCACCACCGCUCUCACUCGCACAGGGCCGGCAGCAGCAACAGCGAGGCGGAAGGGGCCACGUCCUGCUGGAAGUGCGGGCGAACCGAUACCCCGGAAUGGCGCAAGGGCCCGGACGGCGAGAUUCUGUGUAAUGCAUGCGGUCUAGUCUAUGCCAAGCAGAGGCGGAAAAGCAAGGGGAAAGCCACGCAUCACUCGCAUCACUCUCACCAUUCGCACCAUUCGCAAUCGGGGCCAACAUGA
This is a messenger RNA of Diaporthe citri, 798 nucleotides long. RefSeq lists its product as uncharacterized. Bases 1 to 798 code for a protein of 265 amino acids. Lineage: Eukaryota; Fungi; Ascomycota; Sordariomycetes; Diaporthales; Diaporthaceae. The record is from RefSeq and is a predicted model, not a curated record. The transcript has 3 exons. Gene Ontology annotation, biological process: regulation of DNA-templated transcription. Gene Ontology annotation, molecular function: zinc ion binding; sequence-specific DNA binding.